GCGGCCGAGCGGCGGCACCACCCCCGCGGACCCCGGGAAGGCGCGGCGCGGCGCGGGCGGGUGGGCCCGGCGAGCCCCGGGGCGACGGGGGAGGAGGGCGGGCCCGGCCGCCGCCGUACUCACACUCGGGGCAGCUGCAGCGGCGGCGCCCCCCGCCUCUGGAACACGCCGUCCACGAAGACGCCGUUCUUGCCGAGGCAGCGCAGGUAGAAGUCUCCCCCGCCGCCGCCGGCAGCCGCGGGGUCCCCCUGAGCGGGAGGCGGCGGCCCGUCCGCUCCGGCCGGUGGCGGCGGCGGGGGCGCGGCGGUGAAGAUCUCCAGGUGGCGCCGGGAGAUGAAGCUGGAGUGGCCCAUGCUCACGUCCACCGAGCCCUGCGACGAGUUGCGGCCGAUGGUCACCGAGCGCUUCUUCAUGAGGUACUCGAACUCCCGGCCCUCCAGCCGCGCCACGGCCGCCGCCGCCGCCGCCAUCUUAGCGAGCGAGGGAGCGGGGCCGCCCUCCGCUGCGCCCCUCCGCCCGCACCGGCCCCGCAGCCGCAGCCGCCGCCAGACACAGGCAGGGAAGGGGCCGCCGCUCAACCCAACCUGACGCACUCCGCCGCUCGCUGACGGACGGCGGCGCCGGGCCAAUGCGCGGCCCGCACGCCCAUGGGGCUAUGGCGGCGCGGCCAAUGGCGAGAGGCGCCGCGGCCGGCGCCGCGCAGCACGUUCGAGUGUCGGGCGCGGAGAGCACGGGAAAGGCCCGGAAAACGCGGAGCAGAUCCGCGCGCCGGGAGCGGAGCGACCCUCGGCCGCCGCGCCGGGGGCAGCCGCGCCGGGGGAACGCGGCCCCGAGCCCCGGGCCGGGAGGGGAGCGCGGCCGGGCGGCGCGGAGCGCGCUCUCUCAGCGCGGCGGGGCUCGGGUGACUGCCAUCUUCCCCCCGCAACCCCUGCUCGCCCCAGGCCCGGGCCGCCGGCGCAGCCCCCGCGGCUCCGACACCUGCGCUGGGCCCGAACGCCGCCGCCCGCUGCCCUCGGCCGCUCCGCGUGGGGCAGCGCCCGUGCCGGGCCCCGCAGCGAGGCCGCUGCCCCGCCCGCAGAGGCUCCCGGAGCGCUCCGACGUGUUUUCCAGACGGCAGCCGGGGCACAUGCCAUGCGCUAGCGUUACUUUCAGAAACGGCAGCGAGCACGGGUAAUAACAAUAAUAAAUAAACGGAAGUACCCAAACAUUGCUGCAGGGUGGGUUAUCGCUUGGAAAGCAGCGAUUGAGGCUAAAUUUGAAAAAUAUCACAAAAACGGGUGGUGGUGGUGGGGGUAAGGUUUGAUAAACCAAACGUAUUUGAAAGCCUUGUAAAUAUUAGCUUAAAGGAAAGGUCACAGCGUGUACAAUUUAUAACAUCCACAUAAUACAACCACCGCGCUUUAAAAGUUUCAGGCAAGUCGCUGUGCUGGUAACAAAUGCAGUCCACCUGCCACAGCCCUAGUUUCUCCUAAGAAGUAGGGCACAAAAAAGCAAGCAAGUGAUCUGACACGACAAAACAGAAUUAGACACCGCUUGCUGUAACAGUAUGUUAGAUCCAUCCCUGAGGGUCACAGUACAGCGCACAGAAAAUGUCACAGAGAGAAGUAGGAAAAAAUGACCACGAAUCCACACGAGCAGCUUUUAGUUUAAAAUACUGCAGAUUAGCAAACAGAAGACAUUAACUGUACUCAAAUGUAGCGUCUGCAUUGUGAACUGUUUACCUCAUGAAGACCCCCUCGGAAUGUUUGCACGCUCCUGUUACAGAGACCAGGCACUGUCAGAACUGAGAAGUAAAUGAUGUGUUUGCCACUGUUCUCUUUUCAUUUUUUUCUUUAAGCACUACUGAAGUUCACCAUCAUUUAUUAACUCAAAGGACAUACAGAUGUUUCCUUCAGCGGUACACGUAUGCUCUGCGGGCACUGGAAAUAAUUACUGGAAACAUUUUAAUACUCAAAACCAAUCAACUCAGUAAUAAACAUCCAGUGCUAAAUUUGAAACCCAAA
Gallus gallus (chicken) is the source of this 2003-nucleotide messenger RNA. Its product is annotated as P30 adhesin-like. The transcript has a single exon. The record is from RefSeq and is a predicted model, not a curated record. The coding region runs from base 629 to 1174 and encodes 181 amino acids. NCBI's taxonomy places the organism in Eukaryota, Metazoa, Chordata, Aves, Galliformes, Phasianidae.